AGUAACGCCAGGCAACCAAAUGCAAUCAAAGAAGAAUAGUCAAUUUCCAAAAAUAUGGCCGUCAAAAUACCCUUGGCUAAAGCACGACAGUGAAAGAGACGUAAUGUACUGUGCUUUGUGUCGGAAACACAAUGUGGAUUUAGGGGAAAGCACACACAAUUUUUGUUCUGGGACUGAUGAUUUUCGACUUGACUUAGUCAACAUACACCACAACAGUGAAGCUCAUGCCUGGGCUAACUGUAUGGAAGCAGCCAGUGGUUCUACCCCAGACACAGCUACCACCGAGCAGAUGUUAAAGAGCAUGAGUAAAGAGACCAUAGGGAGAAUAGAAAAUCUCUUUAGGACAUGCCAUGCCAUUGCCAAAACUGGGCGCCCCUUCACCGAUCUGGACUGGAUGUGCAAACUGGAUGAUAUGAAGGGGGUCAAUAUCGGUUCUGUAUUCAGAAAUGACAAGGCAGCAAGAAUCUUUAUUCACUUUAUUGCCGAAGUGGAGCGGAGGACCUUGAAAGAGAAGCUAGAAAAAUGCAAGUUCUUCUCACUCAUUAGUGAUGGCAUUACAGACAAUGCAGUCACAGAACCUGCCUUGGUUUAUGUACGCUUUGCAUUACAAGGGAAAGUCCAUUGCCAGAUGGUUGGGGUUCAAUCUGUGGACCAAUAUGAUGCUUCAGCUGUGAAAAAUGCCAUUUUGAAAACAUUACAGACCAAUCUGCAGCUCAACUUGCCAAGCCAAGACUGGGCAAGGAAACUAGUUGGCUUUGGAAGCAAUGGUGCAGAUGUUAUGGUUGGACAAAACAAUGGGGUGGCUAAACUCUUGAAGGAGAUCCAGCCCUGUGUUCAGAGUGUGCACUGCCUUGUGCAUCGCCUUGAAAUGACUUACAAAGCAGCACUAAAGAGCAUUCAGCCAUUCACUCUUCUAACAGGUCUCUUGCAAAAUAUGUACUAUUUUUAUCAUAACUCCCCACUGAAUAAAAGCAAUCUCAAGCUAGCAUAUGAAGCUCUCAGACUGAGACCAGCUAUUCCUUCUCGAAUUGCUGGCUCCCGAUGGCUUCCCUGCCUACAGACGGCCCUUCAGACUCUUCUUAAAGGAUACCCUGCAAUUGUCUUACACAUGAGUAAGAUACAAGAAGAGCCAUGUUCCUUAAAUCACCAGAAAGCCAAAGAUCUCCUAAAUCUACUUCAGCAAAUGGAGAUUGUUAAGUUUUCCCACUUCUUGAUGGAUGUCAUUAAUGUCCUCAACAUUCUAUCUCGCGUGGUGCAGGAUCAAAAUUCUUCCAUCGCAGAUGUAUUUGCAACCAUUCAAUCAACAAUGGAAAUACUCAAAAUGUAUCAAACAAGAUUGGGGCCAAGGGAGCGUCUGGUGGACACUAUCUCACACUUUCAUGGUCACCACCUUGUAGGAAAUGGCGAUAUAUCGGCUGUCCGGCUGGCAUUAUUGAGCAACCUUUUAAAGCAGCUACGUGAUUGUUUUUGUGACGCUAGUGAAGAAGUACUGAGAGCAAGCACUAUUGGAAGUUUUAAGCUGUGGCCAGACAAAAUCAAAGAAGAAUUUGGUGAGACAGAAGUGACUGUCUUGACUAAGUAUUAUGAGCCGGUUCUAGAAUGUGCCAGUGUGAAGGUGGAUGAAGUUGAGACCGAGUGGAACAUGCUGAAAGCAGAACUAUAUAAUAGAUAUCAAAGCAUCCGGAGCUUAACAUGGGAUUCAGUGAACACGGAUUAUUUUCAUAAGUAUCCAAACAUCCUGACACUGGUAGAUCUGGUCCUGACGCUGCCGGCAAGUUCAGAGGAGGCAGCACGUGGCUUUGGUCAAAUGAAGCUGACUAUGAUGCAUCUACGUUCAAAGCUAAUGUUGGAAAGUGUGACGGACCUCAUGGUCAUUCAGAUGAAUUCUCCAGAUAUCAACCAGUUUGACCCCAAAAAGGCAAUUCAGUUGUGGAAUAUUUCCUUGCAGAGGAAGAGAAGACUCCAGGUGGGUCAGUGGGCAGUUCACCGUGAGAAAUCAGGUUGUUCAUCAGACUCAGAGUGGGAAAGGGAAAGUUCAUUCGGAAGUGAUUAAAUUAUGCUCCUUUAUGUCUUCACAAACAUGCCCCCUUUUGUCUGCACAAGCCAUUUUAGUAUGGGCAUGAAGAACUUCUAGCAACACUACCCUUCUGCUGUCUGCAUAGGAGAAACAGGCCAGUCUCCACACAAAUGAAAAAGUCAACACUCAACACAUAUCCAACAUAAAAAUACAACAAAAAGAUGAAGAAAUCAAUGAGAGAAUAUUUCACUCUCUGAGAAUGCUCUGUUACUGAUCUGAAAGUCACCAUUUUACAAUGAAGGAACUUCAGAGGAAAAUGCCACCAUGAAAAUGGAUGGCGGCAAUCUAAGAAUUGACUUAGCAUAUCAAGGAAGGCUGCUUUAUCGACUAUUACUGCUGUUUGUUGUGAAUUUUCACUGUACUGAUCUCUUACCUUUUAGCUUUAUGUAGUAAUAGUCUUCUGCUACUACGAUGACGACGAAUAUUUAUAUACUGCUUAUCAACAAAAGUU
This is a messenger RNA of Hemicordylus capensis (graceful crag lizard), 2528 nucleotides long. Its product is annotated as zinc finger protein 862-like. Lineage: Eukaryota; Metazoa; Chordata; Lepidosauria; Squamata; Cordylidae. The coding region runs from base 20 to 2053 and encodes 677 amino acids. The transcript is spliced from 5 exons. The record is from RefSeq and is a predicted model, not a curated record.